ACAGUCAAGUCUUCAAACGCAGACGCGCUGACAAUGUUGAGCUAGAAGUCGUGACCUUCCCUCUCUACCUCAAGCAAACCUCUCUACGUCCUUCAAACCUGCCUUCGAGAUGCCUCGCGCAUCUCAUCCACCGUUGCAAGUCCCUGAAUCCUAUACCUCGCUGCCUGUUCGUCACAUCAGAGUCUCUCACGUCCCUGAAUCGUCUCCAACCGCGACACCAGUAGUCUUGAUCACACUGAACAGACCGGAAAAGCACAAUGCCUUCACAGAUGUCAUGCGCGAAGACCUCGAACGCGUCUAUGAGCUUAUUGACAUUGACCCGAGGGUCAAAGUGGUAGUCUUGACUGGUGCUGGAAGAAGCUUCUGCGCAGGUGCGGACCUUGAGAUUGGCUUUUUGGGAGCAAAAGACGAGACGGGCCAAGCAAGAAGACCAAAGACAGAGCGUGAUGUGGACCAUAGGGACGGUGGUGGGAGAACGUCUCUGGCCAUACAUCACUGCUCUAAGCCAACUAUUGCCGCUAUCCAGGGUGCUGCUGUUGGCGUCGGAAUCACGAUGUGCUUACCGGCUUGCAUUCGAGUUGCAUAUUCCAAGGCCAAGGUUGGGUUUGUGUUUAGCAGACGCGGAAUCAUCAUGGAAGCAUGCUCUCAUUACUUUCUCCCACGAUUGAUCGGACAUUCACGAGCAAUACACCUGACCACCACGGGCGGUGUGUACCCAGCAGAACAUCCGCUCUUUGGCACGCUCUUUUCCGAGACGUGCCCGACUCCAGAAGCCACGUUAACUCGUGCAUUCGAAAUCGCCGAUGAAGUAGCGAAGAACACCUCUACAGUUUCAACCAAGAUGAUGAGAGAGCUCAUGUACCGUGGUCCUGACAGUGCUGAGGGAGCUCACCUCCUUGAUUCCAAGAUUAUCCAUGGUAUGUUCGGCAGCAAGGAUAACGUCGAAGGUGUUGAGAGCUUUCUUCAGAAGAGACAAGUCAACUUCAGCGGCCAGGUACCCCAAGAUGCUCCCGAUGGAUAUCCUUGGUGGCAGCAAGUGGAUAUAGGCGACAAACCCGGAGAGAUGGUGCAGCCGAAAUCGAAACUCUGAGUGUUAUUGACUUAGGCUGUAUGGAAGUGAGGUCACCAGACUUGAGGCAGCUUUGGGACGGUAUUGGCAUCGGGUUGCCUU
This is a messenger RNA of Exophiala viscosa, 1171 nucleotides long. RefSeq names its product enoyl-CoA hydratase. The record is from RefSeq and is a predicted model, not a curated record. Bases 110 to 1090 code for a protein of 326 amino acids. The transcript has 2 exons. Lineage: Eukaryota; Fungi; Ascomycota; Eurotiomycetes; Chaetothyriales; Herpotrichiellaceae.